GCCACUCACAGUCACAGCCACGGAAUGCACGGAACGUCCAAUUUUCAGGCGACGGAUGUGUAAUCGCGUGUUUCCGCCUUCGCGCAGAGUAUACGAACGUCUACCAUGCGUCUCCCUCUCUCCCCUCGCAUCGCCGCCGUCCCCGCCAUGCCCCCUCGCCGCCGCCGCCGCCUCGCCGGGCCGGCCCUGCCACCCAUCCCUCCCGUCCUCUCCUCCACCCCACCGCCCACCCCAUUCUCAGAAACCCCCAAACUCGAAACCCCUCAGCAGCACCCUCCGCCCGCCCGCCGCCGCCUUCCCCUCGACGGCGACGCACAACCAGAAGAGUGGCACCCCCUCCCUCUUUCCGCCGGCGACCUCUUCCUCCCUCUCACUCUCCCCACCGGACAGACCUUCCUCUGGCGCCGCACCUCCCUCUCCCCGCUCCGCUUCACCGGCGCCGUGGGCUCGCACCUCCUCUCCCUCUCCCACCUCCCGGACGGCGGCCUCGCCUUCCUCCUCCACAACGACGAUGCCGACACCUCCUCUUGCUCCGUGGCCACCGCCCGCGCCGCGAUCUGCGACUACCUGAAUGCCACCGUCCCGCUCGCCGACCUCUGGCGCCAGUUCACCGCCGCCGACGCGCGCUUCGCCGAGGUCGCGGCGCGGCUCGGAGGCGGUGGCGCUCGGGUGCUCAGGCAAGACCCGGUCGAGUGCUUGUUCCAGUUCCUCUGCUCCUCCAACAACAACAUCGCGCGGAUCGAGAAGAUGGUGUGGACGCUGGCCGGCUAUGGGGAGCGGCUCGGCGAGGUCGGCGGGUUCGUGUUCCACCGGUUUCCCACCAUCGAGCAGCUCGCGCAGGUGUCGGAGCAGGAGCUUCGGGACGCCGGCUUUGGCUACAGGGCAAAGUACAUCGUUGGCACUGCUACAGAAUUGAUGGCCAAGCCUGGCGGUGGUGAGAAAUGGCUUGCCUUGUUACGUGACAGGGAACUUCCAGAGGUGAUUGAGGGUCUUUGCACCCUGCCAGGCGUUGGCCCAAAAGUUGCAGCCUGUAUUGCUCUGUUCUCCCUGGAUAAGAAUCAGGCUAUUCCUGUUGAUACACAUGUCUGGAAGGUUGCUACACAAUACCUGUUGCCUGAGCUAGCUGGCAAGAGCUUGACACCAAAACUCAGUAUUGUUGUUGCUGAUGCAUUUGUCGCUAAAUUUGGGAGUUAUGCCGGUUGGGCACAGAACGUUCUUUUCAUCGGUCAGCUGCCUACACAAAAACUCCUGGCUGCAGAAGUUCCCAGUGAUGCCACAAAACCUGCCAAGAGGAAGCGUGGGGGAAAGACUGUUGAAAUGCGGACAUAAGACAUCAUGAGUACCAAGGUUAUAUAUCAGUUUUUGCAGGAAUGCCAAAGAAUGUUGGAUUAGGAGUGAUUCAGAAUGCGUGGCAUGAUUGCUUCAUCAACAGAUGCAAUUUCUUUUGUUGAGCUGAAGUGCUGAGAAAUGUUUCCAACCAUCCAACACGAUUCUCGGAGCCUGAUGGCAAAAAUCUUCUUACAGCAGGAACUCAUUAGAAGGUAUCUUGAAUCUUGACCACAUCAACAUCCCAUUCACCAGGAGUCAUCGGUUCCAAUCUUGUUUUCCUGUGUGCGUGCUGGUGGCGGUAUUGUGAUUCUGUUGUAUGAUUGUCCUGGCGCAUCUUCCAUAAAAUGGAGGUGCACAGAGUAUCGCGAGCCAAAUUGCAACCAGAAAUUUAAUUGGAUUCAUCUCUGAUAGGUCAUGUAACAAGUCACAUGGCCUAUCAUGUAUUCAUGUUCUAUGUGAUGUGAGCGUACAAGGUUAUUGCCAUUGGCUUUGGCUAUGGCUCCUUCUGAUGUGGGGAUUGCGUAAACAUCUUAAUCUGAUUGGAACAAUAGUCGAAUCGAA
Messenger RNA from Brachypodium distachyon (stiff brome), 1890 nucleotides. RefSeq names its product N-glycosylase/DNA lyase OGG1. The record is from RefSeq and is a predicted model, not a curated record. Gene Ontology annotation, molecular function: 8-oxo-7,8-dihydroguanine DNA N-glycosylase activity; damaged DNA binding. Bases 106 to 1329 code for a protein of 407 amino acids. Lineage: Eukaryota; Viridiplantae; Streptophyta; Magnoliopsida; Poales; Poaceae. Gene Ontology annotation, biological process: base-excision repair, AP site formation; nucleotide-excision repair; base-excision repair. Gene Ontology annotation, cellular component: nucleus. The transcript has 4 exons.